AUGGACCAAUGGCGCACGGUCUGCCUCAGAUAUGGGCCAAUAGGACGCGCUGGCAGGAGGCUGUCCGUCACAGAUGAGGGGGGCCGUGGGGGAACAGGAGCGGGGGUGAAAAGGGCCCAGAGCUCAGUGCGCCUGUGUCCGUGGCACAAGUAUGAGGACGAGCAGAGCUUUGCCCGCGGAUGUACGAACCACCGAGCAGCGCGCAUCACCGGGGACCGCAAGCAGAUCACCACCUUCUGGAACUACGCCAUCCUGAACAAGAAGGACGACAGUCGGCACUUUGCUGAUGUGGACGUGUGCUUCUCCAAAGCAGCUUGCUGGAAAAUAUUUGGGGAAAUGAACAGUGUUUCUCGAAGAGAGGAUGGACAGGUUUGUGAACCAAUGAUGGACCAGAAAAUAUACGACUCAGACUCGGGGCUCAGCGACGACGAGAGUAAAGUCCUGUCAGCAUGUAAAUGUGAGAAAGACGCGGACCCGACGUCUGACGUGCAUGAGGAGACAGACCAGGAGUCCACGUGUGUGGAGCACGCCAAGAGUGACAGCGAGCCUAACAAUGCCACAGACUCCUGUAAGACAGAGGACAAAGGUCUGGAGCAGCCGAAGCAGCGGAAGAAGCGCUCCAGAGCGGCCUUCUCACACGCACAGGUCUUUGAGCUGGAGCGUCGCUUCAACCAUCAGCGGUACCUGUCUGGUCCAGAGCGCGCAGACCUCGCGGCUUCUCUCAAGCUCACAGAGACUCAGGUCAAGAUCUGGUUCCAGAAUCGUAGAUACAAGACCAAGAGGCGGCAGAUGGCAGCCGAACUCAUGGCCUCCACUCCCGCGGCGAAGAAGGUGGCGGUGAAGGUUUUGGUGCGAGACGAUCAGAGACAGUACAGCCCUGGGGAGAUCCUGCGGCCCCCACUGCUCUCUCUGCAGGCACCCUAUUACUAUCCAUACGCCUACUGCCUGCCAGCAUGGACCCUGUCUGCAUGUGCAGGCAACCAGUGA
Messenger RNA from Knipowitschia caucasica, 987 nucleotides. The record is from the annotation of a GenBank genome assembly. Lineage: Eukaryota; Metazoa; Chordata; Actinopteri; Gobiiformes; Gobiidae.